AAAAAACUCCAAAGAUGAAGCAGAAACUUUAAACCUGAAUAAUGACGUGUUUUAUUUUGUCAUCCUCACUGUGACGACUCCUGACUCCUGCUGCUCCACGUCAUCUUCUCACCUCACUGACACAUUCUGACCAAGACCACAACCUCCACAGUCCCACACCAGCAGGAACAGUCUGUGGAUGUGGACUCCAGCAGCAGCCGUGUGGUGGUGAACAGACAGUGUUUCCAGGAGAAACUGAUCCAGCAGCUGCUUCAGGAUCUUCAGGGAGGUUCAGGAGGUUCAGGAUCUUCAGGAGGAACCUCAGAGGAGCUCAGACAGUCAGAGACUGAGAGCAGAGACCAUGGACCAGGAGAUGAAGAUCACUGACAGCAUUGAAGACAAAGGUCUUCUGGAGAGCAGUGUGCGUCUGAAGCCUCAUGAAGCUCAGAGUUACAGGAAGAAGGUUCUGUGGGUUUCCUGGUUCUCCAUCGUCAUCACUAUCAUCCUCGCCGUCGCUGCUUUCACUGUCUCCAUCAUGCGUCACAGUGCGUCAGCGUUUGGUUUCGCUUUUGACGCCACGCUGGACGUGUUGUCCUCCAUCAUCGUGUUGUGGCGUUACAGCAACGCUGCAGCCGUCCACUCUGCACACCGUGAAUACAUAGCCUGCGUCAUCCUCGGCGUCGUCUUCAUCCUGUCGUCCCUGUGCAUUCUGGGUAAAUCCAUCCAUGACCUGGCUACCAGGCUUCUGCCCGAAGUGGACGACUUCCUGUUCAGCGUGUCCAUCAUCAGUGGUUUGGUGUGUGUGGUCUUGGCUGUGAUGAAGUUCAUGUUGGGGAAAGUUCUCACGAGUCGAGCUCUCCUCACAGACGGAUUUAACUCUCUGGUGGGAGGAGUCAUGGGCUUCUCCAUCCUCAUCAGUGCUGAGGUGUUCAAGCAUGAACCCAUGGUGUGGUACCUGGACGGGACAGUAGGGGUCCUCAUAGGCCUCGUCAUCCUCGCUUAUGGAGUCAAGCUGCUGGUGGACAUGGUUCCACGAGUUCUACAAACCAGAAACUACGAGCGUUUUGAGUGACGAACAGAACAGAGAGAGAGAGAAGGAGUGACAGAGGGACGGUCCCCACACUGUCUCCACAGACAGUCACUGUCAGUCCUGCAGCUGCCACUGGAGGCGCCAGUGAGCCCAGGAUCCAGAAGGACGACGACUGUGUGGGCGGAGAAAAGUCUUAGCACUUUGUGUUUUACUAUAUUUUAUUAUAUGACUGUAUGUACAAUACCUUUGUUUUCAAACUGUGGAGUAGAGCUGUGAGUGCCCCCUGCUGGGUGGCAAGGAAAAACUGAUUUUAGCCACAAAAUCUACUAUAUUUUACUAUUAGACAGACUUUUGCCGAUGUUAACAUCUAAAAAGAUCUCCCACACCAAAGCUCAUAGAGAACACCAGUGAUUUUAACAUCACAGCACACAGGAGUUGUUGAUCCACUGCUGCCUCCAUCAAAAAGUUCAAAUGUCUUACUUAAAAAAAAAUUCGGCAUUUAUAAUUUUCCGUUCGGAUUUACCCCAGUGACACAAAGUGACCACACGAGGCAGCAGUAGACCAGCAGCUCCUGU
Messenger RNA from Solea senegalensis (Senegalese sole), 1584 nucleotides. Its product is annotated as transmembrane protein 163-like. The record is from RefSeq and is a predicted model, not a curated record. The coding region runs from base 341 to 1051 and encodes 236 amino acids. NCBI's taxonomy places the organism in Eukaryota, Metazoa, Chordata, Actinopteri, Pleuronectiformes, Soleidae. The transcript has 8 exons. Gene Ontology annotation, cellular component: synaptic vesicle membrane. Gene Ontology annotation, molecular function: zinc ion binding.